This is a messenger RNA of Biomphalaria glabrata, 1432 nucleotides long. RefSeq lists its product as uncharacterized. NCBI's taxonomy places the organism in Eukaryota, Metazoa, Mollusca, Gastropoda, Planorbidae. The record is from RefSeq and is a predicted model, not a curated record. The transcript is spliced from 3 exons. Gene Ontology annotation, cellular component: cytosol. Bases 260 to 892 code for a protein of 210 amino acids. Gene Ontology annotation, molecular function: oxidoreductase activity; FMN binding.
CCGUUAAAAAAUUUGCGCUGUUACAUUCCACAUUUUACAGCAUCUUGACCCGUGUUUCUCGUGGAUACAGCUUGGUGAACAUAAAAAAAAAAAAUCCGAGGAGAGGGGCGAUCUACUUUCAAAACUAAGUUUGCCGGCAUACCGCUAACAACACUGUUAUCGGAUCAGCGCGUUAUAUUUAUUUUGCCGACUCAUGCAACAUCGAUUCGGACGAGCGUUCAAUUAAACGAGAGUUAAUAUAAAGGGUUCUAUCCAUUGCAUGUAUCGGAGAUACACAGAACAGGAGAUGGCAGGCAAAGCAGCUAAGAAAUUAAACGUUGUCCUAUUUCUUGGAUCAACGAGAGAGGGGCGAUUUGGCCUGAGAGUAGCCAAAUUCGUUCAAAAGCAACUCGAAGCUAGGAAUUAUCAAGUUGAAUUAUUUGACCCUGUAGUCUUGAAGUUUCCUAUGUUGGAAAAGCCAACUCACUUUUACCAAGACAGGAGCAAAAUUCCCAAGUGGCUGUUGGAGUGUGAAGAAAAGAUAAAGGCUGCAGAUGCUUACGUAGUUGUGUCUGCAGAGUACAAUCACAGCAUCCCACCAGCCCUCAGCAACAUGCUGAACCACUUCCCUGGCAGCAUCUUUAGCUACAAGCCAAGUGCAAUAGUGACCUAUUCUAUGGGUAUCUAUGGCGGCAUGAGGGCAGCCAUGCAACUGAGGGCUUUCCUCAGUGAACUGGGCACACUGAGCGUCUCCAACAUCUUUGGCAUUCCUGAAGUACACAAGGCCCUAGAUGAGAAUGGCAAACCUCUGAACGACCACUUAGAUAAAGGAGCAGAUACCUUGCUAAAACAGUUGGACUGGAUGGCUUGGGCCAUGAAGAACCAUAGGGAUGCCCAGGGUGUACCAAAGUAAAAGUGUUUUUUUUUUUUUUUUUUUUUUUUUGACAUUUAACAAAAAUAUACAUUGGUGCUUUGUGAAAUUUUUUUGGUAAAAUGAUAAUAAAAUCAAAAACUGAAAUCUUGUGAGAAAUCUUGCGUUAAAUAUUUAAAUAUUCUAUUAAUUCUUAGUGUUUCACUUGUUAAUUCAUGAUUACAUUCUGUUGAUGCAAAUGUACUUAAGAUUUACAGAACACUUUAACUAUUCAAUAAAUGUAGUUAUAUUUUAUAGAAAUGCCAAGUUUUAUGUGCCAGAUUUUCAUUUUCAAUUUGUAUGUUUACUAAAUAGGAGUUUGUAUCAGAUUUAUAACAUUGUGUUAUAGUUAUGUUAUGAAGUCAUUAUGAUUAUUUAUAUGUUGCAGUACAAAUGUAAACAUCCUGUGUUCUUGUAUAUGUAAUUAGUAUAUACAUAUCUUAUAUAUGUGAUUAGCAUAAAAGUCAAAAUGCAAACAGCUAGUUUUGACACUUUGACUGUUCCUGUAUAGAUUUAUAUUAAUACAUUUAAAAACUUGACAAA